Messenger RNA from Silurus meridionalis, 2904 nucleotides. Its product is annotated as free fatty acid receptor 3. Bases 157 to 1134 code for a protein of 325 amino acids. The record is from RefSeq and is a predicted model, not a curated record. Gene Ontology annotation, biological process: G protein-coupled receptor signaling pathway; cellular response to fatty acid. Gene Ontology annotation, molecular function: G protein-coupled receptor activity. Gene Ontology annotation, cellular component: plasma membrane. NCBI's taxonomy places the organism in Eukaryota, Metazoa, Chordata, Actinopteri, Siluriformes, Siluridae. The transcript has 2 exons.
CACUAAAGGACUAUUACAUCACUCUUAAUUUUUCUGUCUUGUGCAAUCUGGUAUCUUUUCGAACUCCUCAAGGCGGGAAUGCACAUGAAGUAGCCUUAAGAAUUGAAAAAAAUGAGGUGAAGCAUCCUGCUAGAUUGCUCUUUCCAUAAGCAAGCCAUGCAGCAGUGUGAGACCAUCCUUUGCCUGUCAGUCUACAUCAUCACCUUCAUCACAGGCUUCCCAAGCAACAUCCUGGCUUUCUACACGUUCAGCAGCAAAGUCUGGAGAAAGCCAGUGCCGAUCGACAUCCUUCUACUCAACCUGACCAUCUCCGACCUCUUAUUCCUUCUUGUCCUGCCUUUUAAGAUGCAAGAAGCAGUCGAUGGUAUGCACUGGAACAUGCCCUACUUCCUUUGCCCGCUGUCUGGCUUCAUCUUCUACAUGACCAUCUACAAUAGCGUGUUUUUUCUCACCGCAGUAAGUGUCGAGCGCUACCUGGGAGUUGCUUUCCCCAUCCAGCAUUCGCUGAGGCGACGGCCCGUUUACGCCGUGGUGGCCUCACUCUUCCUCUGGAUGCUCUCCAUGCUUCAUCUUAGCAUCGUCUACAUAGUGCCAUACUACAAUCCUGCUGGGACGGGCCCACCGCCUCGGAAUGUGUGCUACGAGGAGUUCACGGAUGCCCAGUUGCGCAUUCUGCUGCCUGUACGCUUGGAACUGUGCAUCGUGCUGUUCUGUAUCCCGUUGCUCAUCUGUACGUUCUGCUACGUCAAUUUUAUUCGCAUCCUGUCCCGUUUGCCAAACAUUGGCAGACGGAGGAAGCUCCGAGCCAUUGGACUUGCCUUGGGCACUCUGCUGGUGUUCGCACUGUGCUUUGGGCCCUACAACGUCUCGCAUGUGGUAGGAUACUUCUCCAAAAGCAGCCCUGCCUGGAGAGACAAGGCAUUGCUCCUCAGCACCUUCAAUGCCUGCCUGGAUCCUCUAAUCUUUUACCUGUCAUCGGCAGCUGUCCGGAGCACGCUGGCAUCAAUGGCGCAGGGGGUGUGGCACAGAAUAAAAACAGGUAGCAGUGUGAUUUUCUGCUGGAGACUGCCGAAAGAUGGGCACGAGGGUACCAAAAACUCAUUUCCAUUACCGGGCGAGAUUAAUGCUCUCUGACAGAAAUUGGGGGCAAGAACAGGAGCAACCACGUCCUUGAGUUUUCAGUCCUUUGAAAUAAGGAUGCAAACAUUUCUAUGUAUAUUUAAAUCCCACAGCAAACACUUAUACAUCUGAAAUAGUUCUGAGGAUUUGGACAGCAUUUUGGUCAGUGGCCAGUCUUUGAAGGUUCUUUAUUUCUGCAAAUUCAAUUUGUAGUAAGCGGACCAAAUAUAAUCAUAGGAUUUUUACCUACUAAGCCAAACACCUGAUCUAUCACAGGUCUAUCAGCAUGCCUGUAUGGCUUUAUGUAAGUAAUGCCCAUAUGCUUCCUGCAUAGGAUAAGGACAUGGACAACAGACCUUGCAUAGGAGAUUUAUGAGAGCUCCAGGACGAGAAGAAAGACAUCAUAUACAGCCUACUCUGUACACAAGACAGCCAUAUAUCGAGUGUUUGCAAACAGAAGGCCUUUGGUUUAUGAAGCAUCGAAUAUGUUUUCUUGGGCUUGCUUCUUCAACCGGAAUGAAAGACACGCACUGCAACGGGCGUAUCGAGCGGUGGGCGAGGGGAAAAAACAGAAAAAGGGACCCUUAACCUAGACAGUUCAGUAUGAUUGGGUGGAGAUUAAGCACAGAGUCACAGUUUGUUCAGCGUGGAGAUAAAGGAUCUGCAAUAGCAGGCAAUACUUGGGUCAAUAGAACUCGCUCUUUCACCUGCUCCGUGUUAAUAUUUGCAGGUUAUUUGGUUCUUGGAAAAAUGAACAAUAGAUGAGAAACCAGGAGCUAACACCAGACGUUAUUUGAGAGAGAAAGGGAAAAAAGGAGAUAUGUGUGCACACACACACUUCACACAAAAAGCCUUUCAAUUUUUCCACAUUCUAACUUAGUUCAGAAACUAGGAAAAUGACAAAAACGCUAAACCUUUCAUACCUCAAAACAAAACAAAAAAUGUAAAAAAAUAAAGAAUGUCAUCAAUAAAAAGCAAAGGAACAAAUUACAAUAAAACCAUUACACCUUGUUUUUAAUCAAAACUCUUCAAAUCUUACAGCGGCAAAGCCUGAUUAUCGUGUCCACCCUGCCGCAAAGAGCAAUUCAUCAGGCGCAGACUGAAAUUAGCUGUCAUUACUUAACGUGUUUUUUGCCGAACCAUGAGGAGUAUAUUGCUUAUUGUAAUGUCUGCCGUCCAUUCCGGGCCCUCUACGGCAUCAUAAAAAUUUUAUAGUAUAUUUCCCUCUUGCUCAUAACCGUCUCGAAUCUCCCUACAGGAUGCUGGUGCAUGAGUUAUGAUUUAUGAACCCAAUAAAUAUUUGGAUAAGGUUAUUGUCUUUGAUUGCUCGUCUUGGGCUAUGUGUGUGUACGUAUACGUGUGCGCGCAUGUGAUCUACUAAGUACACGCGGCGACAACCGAAUGCACAAGGGCUUUAGUUUUGUGCCUCAUCGAGUUUCAUACAUGGGAAAGACAUUAUUUAUAAUUUAUUGUCUGUAGCCUGUUAGCGAAUGCAAAAUGUCCCAAUACAUAAUUUUGUUGCUUGAAAGAGAAAAUACCCAGGGAGAGUUGAAUUGAACACAGAUUAUUGUUUGUCACAGUAAAAUGGCAGUUCUAAUAAAUUUCCCCUGUUGUUGGAUAUGUACUGUAUUCAUUGCUCGGUUUUCUCUUUAUUAAUAUGAAAUGUAAAUCUUGAAAGCACAUAAAUUAUGAAGUGUAAGUUGACUUGUUUUUUUUUUUUUAAGUGGGAAUUUUCCAGGCUAUUCCCAAAAUGCCGCUCUGCUCUUAAAGGAGAGAGGAACAUAU